This is a messenger RNA of Topomyia yanbarensis, 4018 nucleotides long. It is a transcript of the gene Spred, whose product is annotated as sprouty-related, EVH1 domain-containing protein 2. The transcript is spliced from 10 exons. Gene Ontology annotation, cellular component: membrane. Lineage: Eukaryota; Metazoa; Arthropoda; Insecta; Diptera; Culicidae. Gene Ontology annotation, biological process: negative regulation of MAPK cascade; multicellular organism development. The record is from RefSeq and is a predicted model, not a curated record. Gene Ontology annotation, molecular function: protein kinase binding. Bases 252 to 1370 code for a protein of 372 amino acids.
GCGAGGAUGAACAGUGAGAUGAAUGAAGCAAAAGUGGAAGGAAAUCAAUUUGUGUGCCUUUGCAAGAGCUUCUAAGGAAAGUGAAAAUUGUUAAAUCCGAAGUGUUGCGUAUUAUUGACAGCCCCGCAACUAGGGGCAGGUGAAAAGUGGCCAACCCGAAAGGUUCCGAGGAUGGCUCCUACAGUCGGAUCAGCGGUGCAAGUGGAAGCCCCAAGGAUGAUGAUUUCUUAGUUAGAGUUCGUGCACAAGUAAUGGCCAGAGAUGAAAGUACUGAAGGUUGGUUACCACUUCAAGGCGGUGGCCUGGCAAACGUCUCCAUACGCAAACGCGCACGACUGCCACCGGAUGGUGGCGGUCACGAGUACAUCAUAUACGGACAAAGAAUAUCUGACCAAACAGUUAUCCUAAGUUGUGUUAUCAAUAGAGAUUUGCAGUACUUCAAAGUAAUGCCUACGUUUCACCACUGGCGCGCCGGUAAGCAGCGGAAUGGGCUUACCUUCCAAACGGCGGCCGAUGCGAGAGCUUUCGACAAAGGAAUCAUCCGUGCCUACGAUGACCUGAUCGAUGGCAUGGCUGAUUACACCACGCACAACAAAUACAACGAUGUCGAUAAAGUUGGCGAGGAUGAUGUAUUUAUGACAUUGGAUCUCCCGGUUGAACCCUCUGAAUCACGAUCGAAUUCCGAAGGCAGCGGAAGUCAUCAAAGCGUCGAUAAACAAUCACAGCAGCAGCAAUCCAGUAUUCAAUACAUAUCGGGCGAUAAACCAUCACCUCUGUUAAAGCCUGGUGAUGAUAAAGUUACUCCAAUAGUACCUGCUGACAACUAUUCGUACGUUCAGAUCACUGAUCCGUGCGACAUCAAGUUAAAAUAUAACUUUUAUAACUUGAAGGUGCAUGAGUUCAACUACCCGGUCGUUGACGAACCAGUCGGAUCGAUCAUCAGCGGACGGCGUGACUCAACGUCCAGCCUGAAGAAACGGAAUGCUCUCGACGCACCACCGAUGAAGGAGGCAACACUCAUCAAAACCCGAUUACGCUGCAGAUAUUGCCAAGAGUUCUACAACGACGAAUGGAACCAUAAAGGCUCGUGUGAUUAUGCACCAGAUUGUUUUAAGACCGCUAUCGAGAAUAUGUCCGGUAUGUUGUGCGCUCGCUGCAUGCUGUAUCACUGUAUGAAGGAUUCAGAAGGGGAAACGGCUUCCCAUCCCUGCUCGUGUUCGGCGGAGUCAGGAUGCACAAAACGAUGGAUUGGAUUGGCUCUGCUGUCGCUCAUAGUGCCCUGUCUGUGGUGCUAUCCACCAUUACGCGCCUGUCAUUCGAUCGGCGUUUCGUGUCGGCUGUGCGGUGGAAAGCAUAAACCGCAAAUUUGACAUCCGAUCAAGAUCAUCAACCUAACAAGUAUUAAUCGGCUUGACUGAUAGCCGAUGAGCAGCUCUCAAAGCUCUUACUGAAUAGCUACUAGUACACACGUAAAAAGAACAUAGUACGGAUUAUGCCGUAUUGUGCACUUAAAAAAGUGAAAAAAUAAUAAAAAAAGAGUUAAUCAUAGACCCACGAGUAACACAGAAACUUACCAAAGUGAUAAGAAAACAAACAGAAGUUGAACGUUGAAAAAAUAGCAUCAAACUCAAAUGCAAAGAAUAAUGAAAGUUCUGUUACAACUGAACAAUAAAUAAAAAUUAAAGAAGAAACACGAAUAUCGCUACAUGUAGAGGAAGUCAAAAGUAAAAAAAAAACAUUCGUUGAUGUCUAACUCUAGCAAACAAAAAUAGAACAAGCAGCCACAUCAAACUAGCGAAAUCAAAAGCCAAACGCGCAAAACCAAGAAAACUAGGUACACAGUAAUGAGUAUACAAUAAAUGAAGGGAUUACAGGACGAGCAGUGUUACCACGUUGUGGUAAAACAAAAUAAAGGAAACGGCAACAUCAACCAUUUCAUUAUUAACUGUCGAACUGGACUCAACCGCGUUAAAUUGAAAGGUUGCGCUAACAGGAACAAAACUUUACCAGUCAUAAAAUUUAUGAUUGAACAAGAGACAAGAGUGCAUAUUUUAGAAGUAAUUAAAUAGUCCUUUUCUGUUGUCGUAGCAUCAAGCAAACAAAAAGUGUGCUGCAAAGACAUAUAGAUGUCUUAUUUGUAUCUGGCGUUGCAAGGUAUUACUGUUCAGUUCAAAUGGAUCUAGAUAAUGAUAAUUGGUACUGUAACAGAUGAUGUAAAUGCUGAUGAAUAAAUAAAUUUAAUAGCAAAACACCCGUUUCUUAUCAAAGGUUCUUCGUUCAACGUCUGUAAAAUGAUGAACGAAAGAAUGAAUCGUUCAACUCUAUGUGACUGUUUUUACAUUGUUUCGGAAACAAAACUUUAAACAUAGGUUCGUAAUUUUUAUAGAUUUGUUAUAUAUUUACUAGUUUACAUUAUCUUCAUUUGUUUGGUGAGUUAUCACAAACGAAGAGGAAAAGAACGUCAACGUAUAUGUAAGAAAUGUAUGCGGUAUAGAUAUAUAACUAUGUAAAUUAUAAUUAAAUUAAAGAAUACAUAAUGCAGAGCUAUUUAAGGUAACGAAACAUAGUUUAAGGUUCAACAGUACAUUAACUUAAUCAUUGCAACAGAACGUGUAAAGCCAAACUUCAUCUUGUUUUGUCUUUUGCUAAAAAACGAGCUGUGCUCAAUAAAUUCUAUCAUUUGUUAGUUGAUCCCAGCUGAUCGCAUGGAUCAUUUACAAAGGAACCCUCAAUAAGACUAUGCAUCCUGAGGAAACGUUGAUAUUUUCGCCUAGAAAAUUCUCCCGCUAAACGAGAGAUGUCUUCUACUCUCCCAACAGUUCUGUGCCAUAUGGAUGCCUACUCCUGUGAGUGGUUCUUGCAAAAUGACUCUGUGAUACUGGCGGGGCAUCACCCGACAUUGUGGAACAUAGCGAAUGCGAAGUCAUUGUUCAAAGCAGAGAAAUAAGUAUUGUGCUAAUCAUUUACCUAAAUUGUCAUCUAGCCAGGGUCGUCCUUGCUUAUCUAUGUUCGGGGGUACACAAUAUCUGAAAGGUCGGCGUGGCUUUCGCAAUGGGCUCUGCGAAUGCCAAGCAUGACCCUAUAUUGUCGAACAACACACGAAAUCAAAGGUGAAAAAUGUUUAUCUAAUGGGAUUAUGCAUUCUGCAUCAAACAUCUAUGUUUUAGUAUAAUGAAGAGUCUAAUUAGGACUAUUGAAGCAUAAUAUUGAAUAAAUGAUGAAAUAAAAAUAUAUUACAUGGAAAUAAACCAGUACGAGGACAUUUAAAGAUGCAUAAAAUUUACUUCCACCAGGGAAUAUUUAUGUGUAUAUUUCAAUGGGAAAACGACCGGAAAUAGACUAACCCAACAUUUUACCAACAUUGAUCAUGAGACCUUUUGAUUUUGUUUUGUCGGAAAGGAUCUCAUUUAACAGAACUAUAUCAUUGUUUCAAUGUACUGAAAUUUUGUUCUAACCGUUUUAGUUCAAUCAUAAACAUGACUUAAUCAAAAUCUCAAGAUUUCAGUUUCUAUCAUCCAACCCAUUAAUAUAGCCUUUCUCAAUUUUUUCACCAGUAAGUUGCCAUUUUCGUUCUUUGGAACUAUAGGGAGAAAAUACUAAACUCAAAAAAUAAUAGCCUAUUAAGGAUGGUAGAAACAAUACAAACAGACUUCACACGAAAUUUAAAAAAUAAAGUAAUCUAGUACGAAGAAAAGAGUGAAAUACAUAGAUCAACAGAACCAGUUUCAAACAGCAUACAAUCUUUCGAUCUUUAAAUAUAUUGAGUUUCCAACGCAAAAUGCAACUAAAUUUUUCAGGAAUAUAUUAAACGGUGUCACACAUUUGCGUAUUUCUUUUUAUUUUGUGGCAAAUGAUAAUAAUUGUGGAGGUAAGUACUAAAUUCGAUUUUGGUAAAAUAAUAAUUUAAUACAUGACAGAGAAUAAACAAAAAUUCAUUACUUUUAUGUUUUAAUAUAUAUUUAAUAAAAUUAUGAUCAAGAUGAAUAUUAGUAAAAAUGAAAAGUAAAGUAAAUGAGAG